Molecule: messenger RNA, 1557 nt
Organism: Cynara cardunculus var. scolymus (artichoke)
Lineage: Eukaryota; Viridiplantae; Streptophyta; Magnoliopsida; Asterales; Asteraceae
Product: lysophospholipid acyltransferase 1
Exons: 8
Coding region: 1-1389 (462 amino acids)
Biological process (GO): lipid modification; phospholipid biosynthetic process; triglyceride biosynthetic process
Cellular component (GO): endoplasmic reticulum; membrane
Molecular function (GO): acyltransferase activity
Source: RefSeq, a predicted model, not a curated record
AUGGAGAUGGAAUCAAUGGCGACGGCGAUCGGAGUAUCAGUACCGGUGCUCCGAUUUCUUCUAUGUUUCGUCGCCACUAUUCCUGUCGGAUUCUUACAUCGCCUCGUCCCUGGCGGGGCCACCGGGAAACACUUGUACGCCGCCGUGACUGGUGCCGUGCUUUCUUACUUAUCCUUUGGGUUUUCUUCGAAUCUGCAUUUUUUUGUGCCGAUGUUAGUCAGUUACGGGUCAAUGGUGCUUUAUCGGAAGCGAUGUGGCUUAAUAACUUUCUUCCUAGCAAUGGGUUACCUCAUUGGAUGCCAUGUAUACUACAUGAGUGGGGAUGCAUGGAAGGAAGGAGGUAUUGAUGCUACUGGAGCUCUUAUGGUGAUAACAUUGAAAGUGAUUUCAUGCGCUAUUAAUUACAAUGAUGGAUUGCUGAAAGAGGAAGAUCUUCGUGAAUCUCAAAAGAAAAAUCGAUUGCUUAAGCUUCCCUCUUUAAUCGAGUACGUGGGAUUUUGUCUCUGUUGCGGAAGUCACUUUGCAGGUCCAGUUUACGAAAUCAAGGAUUACUUGGAUUGGACAGAAGGGAAGGGGAUUUGGACGAAAUCUGAGAAAGGUUCACCAUCACCUUUCGGGGCGACCCUUAAAGCUCUUCUCCAAGCUGGUUUUUGUAUGGGUUUGUACUUAUAUCUAGUACCCCAAUAUCCACUAUCAAAAUUCACCGAGCCCGAAUAUAAAGAGUGGGGAUUCUUGAAAAGACUAAGCUACCAAUACAUGGCGGGAUUUACAGCCCGUUGGAAAUAUUAUUUCAUAUGGUCUAUUUCAGAAGCUUCCAUCAUUAUUUCGGGUUUGGGUUUCAGUGGAUGGACCGAUUCUUCCCCACUCAAGGCAAGAUGGGAUCGUGCCAAAAAUGUUGAUGUCUUGGGUGUCGAGUUUGCCAAGAGUGCGGUGGAGAUACCGCUCGUUUGGAAUAUACAAGUCAGCACUUGGCUUCGUCACUAUGUAUAUGACAGACUUCUUCAAAAGGGGAAGAAAGCUGGUUUCUUCCAAUUGCUUGCAACACAGACUGUUAGUGCUGUAUGGCAUGGAUUAUAUCCGGGGUACAUCAUAUUUUUUGUUCAAUCGGCUUUGAUGAUUGCUGGUUCAAGAGCCAUUUACAGAUGGCAACAAUCCGUUCCCCCAAAUAUGGGGAUUGUUAAGAAGAUAUUUAUGCUUAUGAACUUUGCGUAUACGCUUCUCGUCCUCAACUACUCCUGUGUCGGUUUCAUGGUAUUAAGCCUACACGAAACACUCACGGCAUACGGGAGCGUAUACUACAUCGGGACUAUUAUUCCUGUGGUUUUGAUCCUUCUCGGUAACGUAAUCAAACCAAAGCCGGUUAGAUCCAAAGCCCGAAAAGUAGAGUGAGAAAUCUGUUUGUAGCAUCGGUCCGCUUGAUAACACCUUAGAAUCGUUCUUAGUUGUUGUAUUCGGAUUAAACUUUGUGUUUUCGGAAUCUUAUUGUGUAUUAUAUAAUUUGUCUGAUAUCUGAUACAACUGUUGUUCGAAAUGGUAAUUGGUAUGUUGAUAUUUUCA